Protopolystoma xenopodis is the source of this 237-nucleotide messenger RNA. Lineage: Eukaryota; Metazoa; Platyhelminthes; Monogenea; Polystomatidea; Polystomatidae. The record is from the annotation of a GenBank genome assembly.
AUGACAUCAUACAUUGUAACGGCAACGCUAAAACAGGUGGUCUCGCAUUACACAAGUUUCAAGACUCGUGUUGAUCACCACAUCGUCAUCCAUGCCCAAAUCGAAUGGAGACUGCUCGAGCCAAAUGCGCUGGCCCUGCAACUCAAGGUGGAUGGCAGAGCUGAUCAAAUCGGGAGCAAGAUUGAGUCGAUAUGCCACUGGAUAGACGCAACAUCUAAACAGUCGAAAGAGAGAUAA